Molecule: messenger RNA, 5649 nt
Organism: Funneliformis mosseae
Lineage: Eukaryota; Fungi; Glomeromycota; Glomeromycetes; Glomerales; Glomeraceae
Source: the annotation of a GenBank genome assembly
AUGUCGCUUGUUGCUACUAGAGAACGACGUCCUAAUGCCGGCAAUAGGAUGAGGGAACUUCUUGAACGAGAAUUGGAAAUAGAAGAAAUGUUCGAAGAAGUGGCAAAUGAUGAAGAUUUUAUGAUGAUUCAAGAAGAGGAUGAUACAAUUGAUUCUGACUUCGAUCAAACAAAGAAAUCCAAUUUAACGCCAUUUGCUCCGUUUUUACGCGCAGGAGAUAAAAAAAAAUCUGUAGUAACAUCAAAAGUUGUUCCUGGUCGAGAAAUCAAAAGCGAAUCAACUAAAGUAAUAUCCGAAAAGAAAAAGAAACAAGCCUUUCAAGUUCCUCUCUUAUCCGGAACUCGUUCUUCAUCCAGAACGCAUACAGUUCAAAGUAAACAAAUGUUGGCAGAAAAACUGAAAGAGUAUGAAGCAAGAAAGGCUUUAACUCCAAGAAAAGAAAAGAUUCCUGAAAAGCCAAAAACUCAGGAAGAGUUACUUGCACAAGCAAAAAUAACAGAGGAGAAAAAUUUGGCAUCAUUGCGUGCUUAUGAAGUAAAGGAGGCAGAAAAGAAAAAGACAGUAGGCAAACUGAAUAAAAUUAGAAUUACUGGACCUUUUAUCCGUCAGAUUUCUUAUGUAUGUAGUGAUGAUAAAAGGAAUAAGAAAAGGCCAAGAUUAGUAACGGAGGUUUCAACUGAUGAAGAUGGGAACAAAGUUACGAGAGAGAUACAUAGUGAAAUUGACGAAAAUAAUACAAAUAAUAUGAGCGUUACAAAUGAUCAGGAAGAAAAGGAACAAGAAAGCAGGGAGGCAAGAAAUUUAAUUAUAUUUAAGGAUUUUGAUAAAAAACUUGAAGCUGAGUUAUUUCAAGAGUGGAAGAUAAAUCCUAAAGAAAUUGAAAAGGCAAUAUGUCCCAUUACUGGUGAACCUGCAAAAUAUAGGGAUCCAAAAUCUGGUGUACCGUAUGCAAAUAUGGAUGCAUAUAAAAGGUUACAACAAAUUAGGAACACUCCACAAAUUAUGGUUUUGAUUAAAUUCACUGCGUUAAACGAUUCAAACGUUCUACCAACCGAACAACCAGUAGAUCCACACGAUGCGCCGUUGCGACAAUGCGAAACCUUAUACAAUUUGGCACUUCGGCGCGAUCAUACUAAUGCAAAGGAAUUAUAUGUGAAACUUCUAAAACACGAUUUAAUGAAAAAUACAACGUUUCAAGUUCCAAACAAUGGUAUACCAUUAUCACAACGUAUUACUCGAUUAAAAUACUGUGUGUUAAAGAAUUAUGCAGAAUUAUUAGAACACGAGCAUCAAAUUCAUAGAACUAAAAUCGAUGCACAAAAUGCAAUUGAAUAUUAUCAUAGGGCGUUAAGAAUUGAUCAAUCUGACCAUAGUAUCUGGUUAAAGAUCGGGAAACUUGCAAUGUCAGAAGAGAUUAAUGAUCCCCAAUAUGCUCGCUCAGCCUUAACAAAAGCAUUAGAAGACUUCGAUGUUGCACAAUCGUUUUCAAAUUUUGAUGAAGAAAUGCACGUACCUCCCGUAUUCCUCUCACCGAUCCAUCAAGAAGCUUUAAGAGAAUUAUGCCGUCUUUUGUAUGACAUUGGUGAUUUUUAUGCUUGUCUGCGUGCAAUUGAUAAAGGCUUGAAAGCGGAUCCUUACAAUCAGACACUUAAUCAACUCAGAAUUCAACUUUUGGAGAAUACAUGGGUUAGAUCAUUAUUACCAAACGAUUAUUAUGAAAACUCUCCACCCAUAAUAAGACCUUUAUAUUCGGAGGAUAUACCAAGACGUUUGAAACCAUCCGGAGUGUUUAGUCCAAAUGCAAUGAAAUCAUUGCGAUUUAAUUUGCCAAAUUGUACGUGGAAUGGGCUAGGUGAAUGUUUACUAAUUGUAUAUGACAAAAUCAUGUCUGGUAAGAUUGUCGAUGACGAUUCACUCAUUCCAGUCAAAAGUCGACACAUCAUAAUAGACCUUCAAGGCAAUGUUGUCAAAACUCCGGAUAUGAAUGACGCUAGUGGAACUGCUCAAAGGCGAAAAAGGAAGGAGCCUCCAAAUGACUACAGUAAUGAUAAAACUACACAGACACGAUCAUCGCGUGUUACGUCUAAAAUUACAUCAAAAAUAGACUCCUUUAAUCAAAAACGGAAUAAUUCUUCAUUGGAAUUUCUUGAAAAAAUCGAAUCGAUCAUAGAAAAAGUAGAACCUGGUUAUUUAAUAAACAUUAAGCAGGAAGAUGAUGCAGAAAACGAUAAAUUUCUUUUAUAUUUUAGUAAAGUUUGGAAUCAACAUGUUCUAAGCGAGUAUCAUGGAUCAAAUGUCGAAGAGGCCAUAAACAAUCCGAGGACAAACACUGCAUCUGAUCCUCGAUUCUAUAUGUUUACCCCUCAUACCGAUCCACCGUCACCUAAUUCUUAUUUUCAUGAUAACUACCGAACGCAAGAAUCAUUUGCAACAUUCGUUAAUGACAUAAAUAAUAAAAAUUCUGGAAUUACAGACUAUUUAUGCAUGUACAUUAUACAUUUGUUUGGAAAAUUGGUGGAAACCGAAGAUGGAAUUAAGCCGUUGUGGCUUUGUCGAUGGCCAGAUGGAUUGAAAGAAAUCGUUAGAGAGAUUCUACAAAGGGUAGACAAUCAAUUGUUGGCAAUGAUCGAAAAUACUUGUACUGAUUGGGACAGAUCAGUCAAUUGUGCCAAUGUGAUUAUGGAGGAAAGCUGCGAUAACAUUUUUCAACAAAUGAAGCAAAAAUCCGAGGUCUUGAUGGGCAUAUGCGAAUUUUUAUUUGAUUCUCAAAUAUCAAGGAAUGGUAUUACAACUCCUGAAGAUGCUCAAGAUUCUCCAAGUCGUUGUCAGGAAAUGCCUUCCAAUUUGCAAAUUACUUUAGACAUGUGUAGGUGGUUAAUAUAUCGUUCAUCAUGGAACAUAAUGGAUUUUGUGUCUUAUGCUGAAUCUCAAGGGCCACUAUAUGAAGAGGAUGUUAGGAAAUGGGAAUACCAUCAUAAGAUGUGGAAAAUGUGGUCAAAUCAAUUGAACGCAAGGUAUGCUGCUUCGCCUAUCUUUCGAAUAAAAUCCCGUGAAUGCAUGCUCAAUACUUAUGAUCAAAAUAGAUAUUGGUGGUGUACUGCUCGUAUGGACUUUUGGCAAGGAGAUUUAGAUAAAGCAAGGACUUCUUUUGAUGAAUGCAAGAGGAUCCUCGAACUGGGCGAAUGCGUGGAUAUUACGAUAGCGAAUUGUGCUUUCGAUGCUCAUAUUAAUGUUGCAAUAAUAAAUAAUAAGGUCGGGUCAUUGGAAUCUCGUAAAGAAUUGCCUGAAGAUGAUUGGUCACGUGCAAUUACACAUUUUUCUGAUACGAUCAAAUUUUUGCUAAAUUGGGUUUCUGAUAAUAUUGAUGAAGAUAGGGUGGUUCAAUUUUGGACCACGAUUCAUUCGAUAAAUGAUGCUAUAUCGAAAAUUGCUGAACUCAUGUCGGAAGGACAUUCAGUUGCCAACCUUCCAGAAAAUGAAUAUAUGACAUUCAAAAAACAUUUCCGUAUAUUGUAUAAAACGAGUUUUGAAAUACUAUUUCCAAAAACUGAAGAGAUUGUAAAUGCAGAAGCUGAAUCAAGCGAACCUCUUCAUAUCUUGUGUGCUCGUACAUGGAUCUUAUUUUACCAUUUAUUAAAAGAAAAUUCUUCCGUUUCGAGUGAAGAAUUCGUUGAAUUUUUAGUCACCGUUCAUGAUCAACUAGGGGAGCGUUAUAUUUGCGGAACAGAUAAUGGUGCAUUUUUAAAAUUUUGCAUCAAAGCCUUUACCGAACUUCAUCCAUCAGAAAACCGUAUACACGAAUAUCAAUGCUGCCAUUGUUUAUAUCGAGUCGUUCUCAGUGUUGAUACCGAAGUUCCAUGGGACCAUAAAACCCAGCCUGUUGAACUCGAUAUCAAAACAGCGGAAUUGCUUUUCAAGAACAUUCGAAAUUAUAUUAACGAAAAACCAUUCCGGACAUGGCAGAUCAAGAAUGAUGUCAAGGACACUUUAGAUAAGAUAGCUAAUAUAGUGAUUCCUCCGCGAAGUGACCGUUUCAAUCAAUGUAGCUGGAGGACACAACAUUUCCUUGAUAGUGAAAUUAAUUUUUAUGAAGCCAUUCAAUAUAAAGAACACGAUCAUUACGUUAGCGACCUUGGUGCAGUUUCCUAUAGAGAUGCCGGAGAGGCUAUCACGGAUCUUUAUUAUUUCCGUGGAAAAAUUCUGCAGUAUCAAUUUAAGACCCGUACAAAGGGUAAUCAAACAAAGGCAGUAGAAACAUUGGAAAGGGCUAUAGAACAAUUCACUUAUGAUCUUUCCAAUAAUCCACUAAGGUUCGCUUCGUGGUAUGCAUUGGGAUCUUGUUAUGCAAGUCUUGCUGAUGAAAAUUUAACAUGGAGCGCCGAAGAGAUAAUAAAUAAUCGAGGAAGGAUUGCAAAAUAUCAGAAGAAAUCAUUUCUUUGUUAUGCGAGAGCUGCGAAGGUGAUUACCUGGUUUUCUGGACAGCAAUCGCUAGCAGUACCAAGUGAUGAAGUGAAUUUUUGGCGAGAUUUUGGUUAUCAGGUUUAUUCAAUGAUUACCGAACCUAUGUCAAUGGAAGCAUUUCAAUUAAAUCCCUAUCAUGCUGUGUUAUGGCGCAAACCAAGUUUCAAGGAUGCUUACGCAUUUUCUGCUUAUUGCUUUGGGAAAGCAAUGCAGAAUGAGAGAUAUUUAAUUGAGAAUCAAAGUGAUAAUGGAAAUGGAAUGCCAAUGAUUCAUGAUUGGAGAAUACCUUAUAUGCUUGGCAAAUGUUACCAAAAACUCGAAAAACCACCAGAGGUGGUUAUUCAAUUAUAUAAAUUGGCUGUGGAUCGAACUCCUGAAAAAUCUGGUGUUUCCGGUCAAGAAAAAAUACUCGAUGCUGAGUAUAAAAUGACUUCGACGUUAUCCAAAUAUUUAAUAAAGGGUCAAAUAAAGCCAUCUCUUAUUGAGAAAUAUCUUGAUAUCGAUAUUGAGGGUGAUGAUGUUGCUGCUGUUACUGCCGUUACUGCCGCAUAUAAGGAAUCACAAGAAGAUCAUCUAGAAAACUUUGAUAUAAAUAUACCUGAAUACCGUCACGCGUAUGAUAUUAUCUGUUCUAAACUUGAAGAUAUACGCAAAGCUGAUAAAAAUAAAUGGCAUCAUCGUCCGAUAUUUAGACAUGCACGCUUACUUUAUCGUGUGGAAAAUAAGCCGGAAAUUGCCAAAUCAAUACUAUCACCUUUGUUUCAUUUAAAGUUGACAUCUAAAACGUUUAUGAAUGUUUGGAAACCUGAAUUCGAAAGAUCAGGCAGACACUUUGUUUACGUACACAAAUAUAUACUAUUCUAUAUGAAACUGGCAAAGGUGACAUUGGAUGUUGAUACGUUAAAUAAAAUUUCGGAAAAACUUCGAAAAGCUUCCAAUAUAGUUCUUAAGGACGAAAUAAUACAGACGAAAUUGGCGAGCGCUUCUAAAUAUGUUGAAGAGAUGAUUAAGCAAACUGUUGAUAAAGAAGUGAACAUCCAAAUUAAUGAGGAGGAAAAGGGAAUGGAAAUGGAAUUCGAUGAAAGAGCUAAUGAUCAGCAUGAGCAGCAGCAACACAAAGAACCAACAACUAAUGUUAUGUCUGUGGCAUCCUUAAUAACGCAGGAUAGUGACCCUAUGUUUUUCUAA